GCAGGCCAAGUACUUGGGCAAGAAUGGUGGCAACCUGGGGGGCAACGGCGCCUCCAUGAUCCGGAUGGGCGCACGUUGGCAGCGGUACCAUCAGACCAAGCUGGCGAAUGCCGUGUUCUCUGUGGCGUUGGAUGAAAAGCUCAGGGCCGCCAAAAGCAAGGUCAAAUCCCUCUGCUGCGCGCCCGGCCUGGCAUCCACCAAUCUGCAGGUGACCACGAACCAGUCCGGCGGCAUGCGCGAGACCUGGGUCAUGCGCUGGGCGCAGAGUGGGGAGGACGGCACCAUGCCCUUGCUGCACUGCUGCCUUGCCGCAGGCUUGGAGUCCGGGGACUUCUUUGAGCCGAACAACCGCUGGACAGGGCCGCCCAAGAAGUUUGUGCUGGACAAGAUUUGCCUCAAGGAGGAUUCCAGGAAGAUGCUCUGGGAGGAGAGUGAGAAGGCCUGCGGCGAGUGGAAGAUCUGAGAUCUGACCUCCGAUCUCCAAGGCCCCCGGCCAACUCCGACGGCCGGUUCCGGGCGAAGCUCGAAAUCGAAGCCAAUCUGGGGGGCUGGGGGCCUGGGGGCACACUUGUUUUGUUUCCUGGAGCAUCACGGCUCGCGCCAAACGGCGCUCAUGGGUUUGUUUUUGGGGCGCACGCGACUGGCGAGCGAUAUGGUAUUGCACCAGUCAGCCGAAGAACCGAGUUCCAGCUGAGCCGAGCCGAGUGCAGCAACUGUGCUGAUCACAGUUUUGGUACAUUUUUGGUGGCUACCUGGAUGUCCGGCCCAUGGAGUUCAACCCUAGGCUGUC
Messenger RNA from Effrenium voratum, 790 nucleotides. The record is from the annotation of a GenBank genome assembly. NCBI's taxonomy places the organism in Eukaryota, Dinophyceae, Suessiales, Symbiodiniaceae.